Erigeron canadensis is the source of this 2730-nucleotide messenger RNA. RefSeq names its product ent-kaurene synthase 1, chloroplastic-like. Gene Ontology annotation, molecular function: terpene synthase activity; magnesium ion binding. Gene Ontology annotation, cellular component: chloroplast. The record is from RefSeq and is a predicted model, not a curated record. Lineage: Eukaryota; Viridiplantae; Streptophyta; Magnoliopsida; Asterales; Asteraceae. The transcript is spliced from 14 exons. Gene Ontology annotation, biological process: gibberellin biosynthetic process. The coding region runs from base 42 to 2423 and encodes 793 amino acids.
AGUAAAUUGGAGCAACAAAAAACUUACUCAAAGAAAUAUCAAUGGUAAUUUUACCGAGCAUGCCAGCUGUUGGGACUGUCCCUUCAUCACCUAAAGCAGAUCGGUCAUGGGCUCUUUCAGCUCUUCACAUGGCUUCUUCACAUGUUGCACAAGCGAAUCCCAUGGUACUGACGCUUGAUAUGACCAAAGAACGAAUUCGAAGGCUAUUUAACAACGUGGACCUUUCUGUAUCUCCAUAUGACACAGCGUGGGUGGCCAUGGUCCCUUCUCCAGACUAUCCUAAAUCUCCUCGGUUCCCCAAGUGUCUGAACUGGUUGAUGGAAAAUCAGCUUGAAGAUGGUUCAUGGGGCCUUUUACAACAUAAUCAACCGUUACCCAAAGAUUCUCUAUCUUCAACAUUAGCAUGUAUUGUUGCACUAAAACGAUGGAAUGUCGGGGAAGACCAAAUUAACAAGGCUUUACAGUUUAUUGACUCAAAUUUUGCUUCUGCGACUGACAAUAGUCAACUAUCUCCAAUUGGUUUUGAAAUCAUAUUUCCUGGCAUGCUCAAGUAUGCGAAAUACUUGAACAUAGACCUUCCGCUAAAAGAAACAGAUUUGAGUUUGUUGCUACAUGAGAGAGCAUCGGAGCUACAAAGAUGUGGUUCAAAAGAGAAAGAAGCAUACUUGGCAUAUAUAGCAGAAGGACUUGAAGAUAUCCAUGACUGGAACACAGUGAUGAAAUAUCAGAUGAAGAAUGGUUCUAUUUUCAACUCACCUUCCGCAACAGCAGCUGUUCUUAUUCAUCAUCAUAACAAUGGUUGUCUUAGUUAUCUAACUUCACUCUUGAACAAGUUUGGCAAUGCAGUGCCAACUAUUUACCCCGUUGACUUAUAUUUGCGACUUUCCAUGGUCGAUACACUUCAAAAAUUGGGAAUUGCACACCAUUUCACGGUCGAAAUUCAAAAUGUUUUAGAUGAAACUUACAGAUGUUGGGUGCAGAAGGACGAGCAGAUAUUCACGGACGUUGUCACUUGUGCUCUAGCUUUCCGGGUAUUAAGGAUCAACGGGUAUGAAGUCUCCUCAGACCUGUUGACAGAAACUACCAAAGAAGGCGCUUACAUGAAUGCACAUGAAGAGCCUUUCAAAGACAUAUAUUCAGCUCUUGAAGUGCAUCGGACAUCACAAAUUAUGUAUCAAGAGGAACUAACUUUGGGAGAUAAAGUUUUGAGGUCGUCUGAUUUCCUAAUGCAGAGAUUAUCCGCUGAAACUGUCCCUUCAAACAUUCACAAAGAGGUGGAAGAUGCUCUCAAGUUUCCCUUCAAUGGCUGUUUAGAACGCAUAUCCGCUAGAAGAAAUAUAGAACAUUACAACAUAGAUAAUACAAGAAUAUUGAAAACUACAUAUAGUUUAUCAAACACUAGUAACCAGGAUUAUCUGAGCUUGGCAGUGGAAGAUUUUAAUGCAUGUCAGUCUAUUUAUCGUAGAGAAGUGGAAGGUCUUGAAAGGUGGGUGGUCGAUAAUAGAUUGAACCAACUCAAGUUUGCUAGACAGAAGACAGCCUACUGUUACUUCUCUGUUGCUGCAACACUCUCAUCUCCUGAACUAUCAGAUGCCCGUAUUUCGUGGGCCAAAAAUGCCAUUCUUACUACAGUGGUUGAUGACUUUUUUGAUGUUGGAGGUUCUAUGGAUGAAUUGGUUAACCUGAUUCAGUGUGUUGAAAAAUGGAAUGUGAACGUUGAAACAGAUUGCUGUUCAGAGACAGUUCGCAUUGUAUUUUUUGCACUAAAAGAUGCAAUUUGUUGGAUUGGAGACGCAGCUUUUAAAUGGCAAGGUCGUGACAUAACAAGCCAUGUAAUUCAAAUUUGGUUGGAUCUGAUGAAGAGUAUGUUAAGAGAAGCUAUAUGGACGAAAGAUGCUUAUGUUCCAACAAUAAACGAGUAUAUGGAAAAUGCUUAUGUAUCAUUUGCAUUAGGCCCAAUUGUACUCCCGGCUCUUUACUUUAUCGGGCCAAUAUUGUCAGAGGAGAUCGUUCAAAGCUCUGAAUACCAUUAUCUAUUUGAGCUAAUGAGCACCCAGGGUCGGCUUUUGAAUGAUAUUCAAAGCUUCAAGAGAGAAUUUGAAGAAGGCAAAUUCAAUGCUGUGACAUUGCACAUGAGCCAUGAGAAGAGUGGGGUUGCGCAAGAAGAGGUUGUAGAGGAGAUGAAGACAUUGGUCAAAACUAAAAGGAGAGAAAUGAUAAAAUUAGUUCUAGAGGCCAAGGGAAGCAUUGUCCCUAGAGCUUGCAAAGAUGCAUUUUGGAAUAUGUGCAACGUAGUGAAUCUAUUCUAUGCAACAGAUGACGGGUUCACUGGAAAUGCCAUCCAUGAUAUCGUGAAGCAAGUCAUCUAUGAACCCAUAUCUCACCCGUUGAUGUUUUUGAAUGGCAGAAAAGAACACUUAUAAUAUCCUUAACCAUGUGUGAGGUUGCAGAUAAUUAACCAAAUAACACACCCCCAACUGAAGGUUAAGCCGUUUUGGUGGUCUAAGGAUAAAUGGUGUCAAUUAGCGAGUCACUUUUUUCUCUCCAGUUUUUUGACUAGGUAGUGUAGUCGUGUGUGUAUAAGCCUAUUAGGUUAGAAAGUUACUCCUGGCUUCAUACUAUCAGAGAAUGUGUUGUGUGGAAUCAAAGAAAAUAGUCUCGUGUUUUCAAAGAGCACACUUGGUUUUAACUAUUGAUAUAUAUCUGAAUGAGCUGCUUAUGUGCAUAAUA